Stylophora pistillata is the source of this 2634-nucleotide messenger RNA. RefSeq names its product protein sidekick-2-like. NCBI's taxonomy places the organism in Eukaryota, Metazoa, Cnidaria, Anthozoa, Scleractinia, Pocilloporidae. Gene Ontology annotation, molecular function: protein binding. The record is from RefSeq and is a predicted model, not a curated record.
GCGGGGCCUGGACCCUACAGUAGACCUUAAUGGUGCAGACAUUGGCUGUAGUGUGGUCUAAAGAAACACCAUCUUCGCCUUCUCUUUUUGCGAAUUUAAAAGAAGGAGGAAUUUCAGCUAAAGUCACGCUUCCACGUUUUCCUGGAAAUGCAAGUGUAUCUUGCAGAUUUUUUCAAGUUAUCAUCAUUACAAUUAGCUCAAACUAUACUGGAGCUGUUAAACCACCGCAAAGAUUUACAACACAAGACAUGAUGACGUAUGAAGAAGCGCAUAAAUCUUCUUUUCCUGCGGCUUAUGUCGCUUUUCAGUUUGGAGGAAACGAUUUUGAUAAAAAUCAGGAAUUUGUUAUUGGAAACGGAGUGCAGUCCAGCGAUAAAGAAAGGAGUAAGAGAAGUGGUGGUGAUCAGUUUUAUUACAACAAACCACUGCAGCUGAAUACAAACUACAGAGUGUUCCACAGGGCUUUUGUUUCCGAGACGGUGUAUGUCUCUGGUAACUUCGUAGCCAUUGACACCAGAGGUAAACCUACCAACAAAGAUCUCCCAAAAACAACCAUUACAGCAAUUGGCGAACUGGUAGUGUUGACCUGUGAGGUUAGUGGAGAAACUAAGGCUUCUGUAACCUGGACUAAAGAUGGAGUUACUAGUAUACCUCGCGCUCAGUUCGAGAACAACAUCAAAAUACUUAUAAUAAAAGAUGUUGUUCCUGGUGACAGUGGUGUUUAUGAAUGUAAAGCAAUUAACAUGUUAGGAGAGAGCCGCACAGCUACGACAGUCAUUGUCGCUGUUCCACCCAGAAUUAUCGGAGAAUUUUCCCCUUCCUCAGUGAUAUGUGAAAAGCAAAGUCCAUGUUUUCUCUCAUGUCAAGCAGCAAGUCAUAUUCCGUUAAACUACUCCUGGACGAAAGAUGGACAAUUUCCAACCGGUGAUAACAUCAAAUAUAUGAAUAACAGCCUCAUUGUCACGCCACAGGUUGGAGAAGAUUAUGGGGAGUAUGUUUGUCACGUUGCAAACGCCUUUGGCUCAAUAUUGUAUGAAAUCACCCUACUCGAUAGUGAAGAUACAGAGAACAUCUUACUUGCCAUUGUCAUCGCAUUGUCUUGUAUUGUGUUCGUGUUGCUCGUUAUAAUUUGUGGGCUGAUAUGGCAGCGGAGAGGAGCUGUUCCUAAUAAAAGGAUACAGAGCAAAGAAAAAAUUGACUUCGAUGGUGUCAAAUCUUUACCUGAUCAACAGUCAAGUGACGAUCAAGCGUCAGACCCAGGUACAUAUAUGGAACUCAAAUCCAGGCCUUCGAACCAGGAGUCUCAUGUUCCUUCUAUGUACCAGUCGUUACAGGAAAAACUCGAGAACCCCGGAUAUUAUAAUAUGGUGCUUCCUGAAGAAAAUGGUGGGAAACAAAAUGAAGAAGUGUAUGAGGAAAUAUGAUAAUCCCAAAACUUAUUUUGUAUCUGUUUUGUUCAGAUUAUCAAUUCUGUUUUAUAUGUUUUGUAUGUAUGAUCUAACGGAGGACGACGCACAGAUGACGUCACCAUUGACAGCGGCUUGCCUCUUUACUGUAGAAGACAAUUGGAUUCCAUGUUGCCGUGAGUGUUCUAUAAUACGUCGCAGAAGAAGUCAAACUUUGUUAAGAACGUCAGUGCCACACUAGGCUGCACUUCGUGUGCUACUGUUUUGUCCUGACUGCAUUUUGACGUCAUCCGUGAUCAAAAAACGGAAAAGACGCACUGCAACAUCCAAACGGUACUUCGGUUCGUGACACGCUUCUUGUUCUAGUCUCGCGAAAAGAAGCGUUAAGUAAUUGGGCAAUGGAAUGAAAUCGUUUGAACUGUCUUCCUCCUUCAUUCAAAAUUCAUUGUUAAACUUUUCUUAUAUUUUACUUGUACCUUUUGCUUUUGAUGUCUGUAAAAUAUACAGCUCGAUCAUAACCUUUAGUUAUAAUCCUCGGAUGAGGGGUAAAUUAGAUUUAUAACUCUGGGUGAGGUUCCCAAACUAAACGAAACCUCUUAACAGAUAGUCACCUUCGCAGCCGUUCUUUGGGCUCGUCAUGCAACGGGGGAGGGAGCGUUGCGUGAUGAGCGUUGCGUGAUGAGCGUUGCGUGAUGAGCCCAAACAACGGCUGCGAAGGAGACUACUUAACAGGCAAUCACACAUAACUUCGUCGACUUGGCUUGACGAAUCCGUCUUAUCAAAUGUGAAUUAAUCUAUUAGGGCGUUAGAGUCAGUGUUACGGCAUGAAAAUUUGAAUUCCAAUAAAAGUGUCGUCUGAACCACUUGUUAAAAUAAGAGCCUUUAGAUAAAUGCAAAACUUAAUAAAGUGGUAUCUCUUUCACUCAUAGAUUACCUUUUAAAGACUAAAGGUUCUAUUUUUUUAGUCGUUUAUUGGACAUUAAAGGUGUUUUCGAUCUAUUUUUAUGCACAGUAAACUCUUUUCAACUGUAAAAACAAUAUGUUGCUUUGCUCUCUUUAAAGCAAUUGAAAAAAGCUGGGUUACAGAAUAUUGUUGGGUGUUUGUAGGUAAGAGAAUAGAAUAUGAUAGAUUAUUUUCACUCCUCAAGAUAUCUUUUAGAUUCCAGAUUAUUUACAAAUAGAAGAAAAUGCUGGGAAAGAUUGUUGCAAGGCAAUAACAUCUAAAUAG